CACCCCAACAACAACUACAAACUCAUUUUUUGAGAUGAGGAUGAAUGCGAGUUGGAUGACGUCUGCCCAUCAGCUCAGCCUGAUUGUCUGAACACUCCAGGAUCAUAUCUUUGCAUUUGCUUCGAAUACGAUGAGGCGAACAAGAGAUGCAAAGGUUCGAAACCCGUUCUUAACUCCGAAGAGAAGAUUCCCGUUGAAAUUGUACCGGUUCAACCCUCUUUUGGACGAACUACCGCAGCCGUAAAGCCGCCAUUACUUAGGAAUCGACCUCAGCUACGACAACUUUAUCGACCACUACCACUACCGAGGCUCCUGCUACAGUGA
This is a messenger RNA of Strongylus vulgaris, 324 nucleotides long. The record is from the annotation of a GenBank genome assembly. NCBI's taxonomy places the organism in Eukaryota, Metazoa, Nematoda, Chromadorea, Rhabditida, Strongylidae.